AUGGAUACCAAUACCAUUGAAUCUGAACGUGUUCAUGUUGACUCAGAAGAAGAUCUGGUGGAGGUUAAGAGUAGUGACACAAUGAGUAAGAAGGAUCCUAAAAACAUAGGUAACAAAACAAUUCAUAUAUCUAGCAAGAAUUUUAAACGACAACGUAAACUUACAUCUGGUGUUUGGGUAAACUUUGAAUUUGUGGAUAAAACUGAUGAAGAUGGAAAUUUGUUUUGUAAAUGUAAAAAAUGUGAAAAAAUGUUUAGGGCAGAUAGUAAAAUGGGGACAGAAAAUUUAAUUCGUCAUGUAAAAAAUUGUAAAAUGAGGACAUUUCGUGAUGUUGGUCAAAUGAUAUUGGAGAAUUCCACUGCUGGUUUAGCAAAUAAAUUGCCUGUAUUUGAUGUUGCUAUUUUUCGUGAACUAUUAGCUCUUGCAAUAGUAAGACAUGAUCUCCCUUUCCAAUUUGUUGAAUAUGAAGGGAUUAGGAGAUUAUUUAGUUAUUUGAAUCCUACGACUAAAACAAUUUCACGUAAUACAUCUAAGUCUGAUGUUGUUAAGAUGUAUGAAAGGGAGAAGGAGAAUUUGAAGUUUUUGUUAGGUUCAAUUAGUAGUAGAAUUUGCCUUACUUCUGAUUGUUGGAGUUCAAUAACCUCAGAUGGAUAUAUCACUUUAACUGCACAUUAUGUUGAUGAUAAUUGGGUCUUGAAAAAGAAGUUGUUGAAUUUUUGUUUUAUGCCUCCCCCUCAUACGGGAGUUCAUUUAAGUGAUCAUGUGUGUUCCUUGUUGAAAGAUUGGGGUAUUUUGCAAAAGAUUUUUAGCAUUACUCUUGAUAAUGCGGCUUCAAAUGAUGUGUUUGCGGAUUGUCUUAAGGGUGAGCUUGAAUUGUUAUGUGCAGGAGAAUUUUUCCAUGUGAGGUGUUGUGCACAUAUCAUGAACUUAGUAGUUCAAGAUGGAUUGAAAGAAAUAGAUGAUGCUGUGAUUAAGGUGAGAGAAAGUGUGAAAUAUUGUAAGGGAUCACAAGCUAGAAAUUUUGAGGAGCAACUAGUGCCUCGUUCAGUUAAUCUUGAUAUUCUUGCGCAUUGGAAGGCAAAUGUAUCUCGUUAUCCGAUACUUUCUUUAAUGGCUAGAGAUAUUCUUGCCAUUCCUAUAUCUACCGUGGCUUCCGAAUCUGCCUUUAGCAUUGGUGGUCGGGUACUUGACUGCUAUCGAAGUGCUUUGAAGCCAAAUAUUGUCCAAGCUAUUGUUUGUCUAAAGGAUUGGACAUUUGAAGGAGAAAAAUCUUAUGGACACAAGGAUGAUGAUGAUGGUGUGUACACAAACUUUCCUGAACGGCCAUUCUUUAAUAUGUUAGGUUAUGCUUAA
This is a messenger RNA of Amaranthus tricolor (Joseph's coat), 1353 nucleotides long. RefSeq names its product zinc finger BED domain-containing protein RICESLEEPER 2-like. The transcript is spliced from 3 exons. The record is from RefSeq and is a predicted model, not a curated record. Bases 1 to 1353 code for a protein of 450 amino acids. Gene Ontology annotation, molecular function: protein dimerization activity; DNA binding. Lineage: Eukaryota; Viridiplantae; Streptophyta; Magnoliopsida; Caryophyllales; Amaranthaceae.